This is a messenger RNA of Betta splendens (Siamese fighting fish), 3362 nucleotides long. RefSeq names its product 5-hydroxytryptamine (serotonin) receptor 2B, G protein-coupled (gene htr2b). Gene Ontology annotation, molecular function: G protein-coupled serotonin receptor activity; neurotransmitter receptor activity. Lineage: Eukaryota; Metazoa; Chordata; Actinopteri; Anabantiformes; Osphronemidae. Gene Ontology annotation, cellular component: dendrite; plasma membrane. The transcript is spliced from 4 exons. The record is from RefSeq and is a predicted model, not a curated record. Gene Ontology annotation, biological process: smooth muscle contraction; regulation of behavior; heart development. Bases 602 to 2101 code for a protein of 499 amino acids.
UGGGGGAGUGAACAAGACGCGAGGGAGUGUGAGCUGAUUAUGGACUGUGAACAGGAGGCAGAGAAUGGGGAGUGGGAGAGAGUCGGAGGAGCCACAACAUCUGAAAGUUUUAGAGCCGUGAUCGCGGUAGGUGAUGCGAAGCAAGACUGGAGGUUCUUCCAACAUGUGGAAGCAAAACAAACUCCACAUCACGGACUGAUCCCGACCGACAGAUUUAGUUGUUGCUGCUGCUGCUGCUGACGGGAGACAUUCUUUGUCACGUUUAUGGGGAGGGUGGAAAUAUAAAAGAAAGAAAGGAGGUGCUAAAAUAUGUGCAAAAAGGUCUGAAAGGUACUGAUGAGCUGCACUGUUAUGAUACAGGGGUAUGGAAAAACAUUUUGAGUUCAAGAUCAGCACUGACUUCAGGAGCAGGAGAUGCAGCGGGUGACAAGAAAGUGAUCUGUCUGCUACACUCUCAUUGUGGAAAUACUGACAACGUUUGGAUUAUUACCAGUAUCGGAGUUUAUAGUGUUGGACUGGAUUUCAGUGGAUCCCUUACAAAUAUUGUUUGCCUGCAAGUAGUGAAGCGCCCUGUCCACCCGAGCUGCCCUGCCCUCUGCCCAUGCCUGUGGGACCCAGUGACCAUGCUGACCGAAUGUCCAACACCACAAGGAUCAGAGCCCCGACCCACACUCAGGCCCAAAGCCACCUCUGCAGCACCAUGUCGUGGACAGGCGUUGCUCGACUCGAGACAAACAGCUCUUGGGCAGAAGACUCUCUUGGUGAGCUGAAAUGGGCUGCCCUGCUUAUUGUCAUAGUGAUCAUCCCCACUAUCGGAGGAAACAUCCUUGUCAUUCUUGCAGUGUCACUUGAGAAAAAGCUGCAAAAUGCCACCAACUAUUUUCUGAUGUCGCUUGCUGUGGCUGAUCUACUGGUGGGACUCCUGGUGAUGCCCAUUGCCCUUGUCACUGUACUUUACAAUUCUCGCUGGCCUCUUCCAGAAUUCCUCUGCCCUAUUUGGCUCUUCCUUGAUGUGCUCUUUUCUACCGCAUCCAUCAUGCACCUAUGUGCAAUUUCACUGGAUCGAUAUGUUGCCAUCAAGAAACCGAUUCAACACAGCCAGUACAAAUCCAGAGCUAAAGCAAUGGUGAAAAUUGCACUAGUAUGGCUCAUAUCUAUCGGUAUAGCUAUCCCAAUUCCAAUCAAGGGGCUUAAGAACUACCAUCUUCCUAACAACAUAACCUUCAACAGUAACCACACAUGCCUGCUGAAGACAGACACCUUUCGGGACUUUAUAAUGUUUGGCUCCUUGGCAGCAUUCUUCAUCCCUUUGACUAUCAUGAUGGUCAUUUAUCUACUUACUGUUCAAGUUCUACGUAAAAAGGUUUAUUUGCUUAAGUCAAAGGUGACUCAGCGCUUUACCUACCCAACUGUUUUUCAGAGGGAACAGGUUGCAACCACCCCUCUAAGUGAGCAACUGAACAUGGAGGACAGCAGAGGCCUCAGGACGCAAGAAAAAACAAUCACAGACUCAAACUCUCCUAUAGAUCAAAUGACUUUUCGUAGAAUGUCAACAAUGGGCAAGAAGUCAAUGCAGACUCUAAGCAAUGAGCAACGUGCCUCAAAGGUACUAGGCAUUGUCUUCCUGCUGUUUGUAGUCAUGUGGUGCCCUUUCUUCAUCACUAAUAUCACCUCUGUGUUAUGUACCAGUUGUGACGUUAAUGUAAUCACGCGCCUUAUGGAGAUCUUUGUUUGGGUGGGUUAUGUGUCAUCUGGCAUCAACCCACUGGUUUACACCCUUUUCAACAAAACGUUCAGACAGGCAUUUACACGUUACAUCACCUGUAAUUACAAAAGUGCUAGUAAUGAGCCAGGAAGGCAGCCAUGGGCCUCAAAUGCAGACCGGACACUUGCACGCAUUUCAUUUAGGUCUUCAAUGACAGAAAACUCUAAACUGUUCAUGAGACGAGGAAUGAAGAACGGUAUUGGAUCAGUGAGCUACCAAAGUCCAAUAAGGUGCCGGCAAGGACCUGUACACUUAUCUAGUGGCGUCAUAUUAGACACAAAGUUACUGAGCGAAAAUGAAGAUGGUAAGCAGGAGGAACAUAUUACAUGCUUAUAGAGCUACUAAGCACCAUUAAUACAGGUAAAAAUUAAGCACCUGACAUAUUUGGUCAAAAUUGUAACUCCCCCAAAAUUGCCUAAUGCUGCUACUACAUAACAAGUCAAAUUCUUUCACUGUGUUGUCAAAAUGUUACUUAGUGGGUUAACACAACCAUUAUAAUGUGAAUUUUUACAAGCAACAAUACAUACACACUAGGAUUAUUAAAAAAAAAAAGAGUGGAGGUUUUCAACCAGUACUGGUGAAGAACAAAAAUCAAAAAAAUCUAAAGAUCACACACACUUCAACUUUCUUAUUUUUUGUUUUAGGGAUGACCAGUACGGUCUUUCAAAUUUCUCUGUACCAGAUGCUUCAAAACUAUUGCACUGUUUAAAUGUAUUUGCUGGAUCUUUGGGAAAUGCUCUUUUGACACAAAAUGCUUUCCGAAAUGAAAAAAAACUGCAUACAGCAAAAACUAAAUUAAGAAUAAAUGGACACUUAAAUGUUCUAUACAGUCUUUUUUGUUUCUGAACAAAAGAAAAGUGCCACUUCUAUUUUACUAUUGGUGUGUAUACGUACAUGUUAUACAACAUGAGGUUAUCAGAAAAGGCAACUACAGCAGAUUAUUGAGACUAAGCGCAGACCAAGUUUGAUUUGGAUGGUUUAAACGGUAAGCAAGUUUCAACCUAUUUAUAACACUCCUCUUGUCUGACGGUCUGUCUUAUUGUUAACAAACAAGUGUAUGAUUUAGUAUGAAUUUAAUAUACCCGUAUUUAACAAUUAGACUUGGAGGAGUUUUGCUUUUGUGCAAGUGUGCAUUUUGGGAAAGAGGAGGCAGGGAUCCUUGAGCCAUUAGGGUGGGACCGUAGAGGAGGCCAACUAAAUUGCUCUGGUUCAGAAGUCUUUCCAAACACAGAAGAUUUACACAGAGUUUAUUUAGCGGCCAAUUGAUCACACUAAAUAUCACACAGCCUUUUUUGGGCUUAAAAAUGUACACCAAGAUAUUUGUGCAUUGGCUAGCUUCCCUGUUUAACACCGCUCUUGUCUGCGAUGGCUGAAUCCCUAUAAACAGCCAGAAAAGAAAAUGUGUGAGUGACAAUGGCAAGAACGCCCCGCUUCCCAUGACAGAGGUGAAGUCCUCCAUGAAUAUUAGGAAGGUAAUGCAAUGUGUACUCAAUGUAUCCAAGUUGGCUUAUCUUAGAAAAAAAAGGCAACGAGCAAUAUGUAGUCUCUGCAGCAUGUGAAAAUUAAUGUAUACAAUUUUCAGGCAAAUCAGCGGCAA